GUUUGGAUAUUGGUUGGAGAUUGGCUCGUGGAAGACACAAGCUCAAUACGCGUGCGUUUCUUCUCCACCUUUCUCCCCACUCUAAAUAUUUAAUUCAUACCACACUUCAUUUCUCUCCUCACCGGAAUACCAACAACAUGAAUCAACGGCACCAUCCCCCACCGCUUAACUCCUCCAAAACUCCACCCUCUGCGGUGGCGCCAGAUUCACCUCCGCAACACGUCAUCACCAAUCGCAAAGACACUGUCCGGGAGAGGAGUGAGGUGGAAUCUCAUGAUCCAACUGUUGCUAGGAAAGUUCAGAAGGCUGAUCGUGAGAAAGUCAGGAGGGAUCGGUUGAAUGAUCAGUUUCAUGAAUUGGGAAACGCGUUAGAUCCUGAUAGACCGCGGAACGACAAAGCAACCAUCAUCUCGGAGACAAUCCAAGUGUUGAAAGACAUAACUGCUGAAGUUGAUAAGCUGAAAACAGAACAUAAAGCGCUUUCUGAGGAGUCGCGCGAACUAAUCCAAGAAAAGAAUGAGCUCCGAGAAGAGAAAGCAUCGUUAAGAUCCGAUAUAGAAAAUCUUAAUUCGCAGUAUCAGCAGAGAGUCAGAGUCAUGCCUCCAUGGACUGGAAUGGAUCCUUCUGUUGUCAUGAGUAGCCCUUAUCCAUAUCCAGUUCCUAUAUCAAUCCCUCCUGCUCCAGUUUCCAUUCACCCACAUAUGCAACCUUUUCCCUACUUUGGAAACCCGAAUCCUGGUCAUAUUCCGAGUCUAUGCUCAAUGUAUAUUCCAUUCUCGGCUCCGGCUAACGUUCCAAUCGAGAUGCCAUCAACUCAGUAUGCCUCUACAUCGCACUUGUUGAAUCGAAAAGAGUCGCGGAACAAGUCACCGGGUCAUAGAAGACCUAGUGAUGCAAAAAGAAGUAGUGUGUCUCCUGAUGUGGCGACAGAACUUGAGCUUAAGAUGCCUGGAUCAUCAACACAACAGGAUUCCAUGUCUGGAGGAAGGAAGGGCAAGCAUUCGGUGAUGAGUGACAGAAUCAUCAUAGAUGAGAGUGCUUCGAGCCGGUAUUCUCCAUCUCAAGGACCUCAAGAUAGCUUUGACAGCGUCGAACACACUCCAAAGGCUGUUGAUUGAUCUUGUAUAUUGAUUCUUGUACCAUUUGACCAUUUGUUUCUGGUCAUUUUCACAUUCAUAUAGCUUUCUCCAAUUCAUAGUUGAUCCUGGUACAGGCGUAUAAUGUGGCUAUAGGAUCUAUCAUUUCAAAACAGAAUGAUUAAUGGAACAGUUCCCUUACAUCUUAAA
Messenger RNA from Vicia villosa (hairy vetch), 1286 nucleotides. RefSeq names its product transcription factor bHLH121-like. Lineage: Eukaryota; Viridiplantae; Streptophyta; Magnoliopsida; Fabales; Fabaceae. The transcript has 5 exons. The coding region runs from base 138 to 1118 and encodes 326 amino acids. Gene Ontology annotation, biological process: intracellular iron ion homeostasis. The record is from RefSeq and is a predicted model, not a curated record. Gene Ontology annotation, molecular function: DNA-binding transcription factor activity; protein dimerization activity.